GAUUCGUCAUUGGCGCGACCAGUAAUAAACUCUCGAACAUUAUGGAUACCACACUUGAAAUAUGGAGCAUGUUUGUAGUGUUGCUAACAUUCGCACAUGGUCAAAGUAUAACUACUACCACCACUACCACCGAGACCCACACGGAAACGGAAACGACAGAAUAUGGACCUAUUAGUAUGGUGGUGGAUCAGCUUGCUGGAAUAGCAGUGGAUGUCAGUGAUCAGACCUCCUCCCAAUUGCAGGGAAAUAUAGAACGGGCUUUGAGUGCUGUGACGGGUAACAUUGAAAGUCUGACCACCAAUGCCAUGGAUGAAAUGGAGAGAGCCAUCAUUGAAGCCAAUCAGUUCAUAUUGGACAAUCCUAGCUGUAAUCCUGCUUGGAAUCUGCAGGAGUUCACGGCGAAUGUGACACAUCAACUUGGCGGCUGUACUCUCAAUCUGGGCAGACUAGUUGAAGCUUUUCGCCGCGACGGACAAAAAGUGAUGGCCGAUGUGCAGAGCUUUAUCCAGCAGAUGGCCCAAUUGCCUAUAAUGUGCCAGGGUCAGCAGGUGGGCGUGGCAUUGGGGGCGUUGAGCUUUGAGUUUGACAACAGCAACAAUUGCUUCAUGCGCGGCAUAACGGCAAUCAAUCAAGGAUUAGCUCUGGCCAUGCACAAUGCCUCACUGUUUCUGUUGCACACACGCCAGUUGUCCCAGGAGCAAGUGGCGCAGUCCCAGCAAUGCACCGAUGCAGUUGUCUACCAGGUUCUUCAGCAUCUCAGCGCUCAACGCGCCAAUUGCAGCUAAGUCGUAAAUCGUAGGGAAAUUUGGUUGUACCAUAAGCAAAUAAAGAAGACAAUUUAUGCACCCAAAGGAUACGCCUGGGCAGGAUGCACUAUACUCUCAUUGCUUAUGCAUGCGCAUAAGUCUGCGAAAAAAAUAAGGGAAUUAUCAACAAG
Drosophila innubila is the source of this 937-nucleotide messenger RNA. RefSeq lists its product as uncharacterized. Bases 42 to 785 code for a protein of 247 amino acids. The record is from RefSeq and is a predicted model, not a curated record. The transcript is spliced from 2 exons. NCBI's taxonomy places the organism in Eukaryota, Metazoa, Arthropoda, Insecta, Diptera, Drosophilidae.